GCUUGUCUGGUCUUCAGGGACCUCUUCCAGCAGUAAAUCCAAGGAAAGGACUGUUGGGAAAAACUACAACAGUUUAUUUAAAAGCAUUAUCAAGGCUUCGCUGUGCAAACUCCUCUAACUAGCGACAGAAAUUGUCAGACAGGAGGGCAGAUAUCCGUGGGCGUCGUCUGGCCACCAAGCAGAGCAUCCAUUCAUCCUUUCAUUGGCGGCUGAGGUUUUCCAGACGAGCUAGCUAGCGUUAGCCGAGAGGCAGGGGGCAGCUGUGACAGAGGCAUCUUCAAAAUGUCGGGUUACCAAGGAAAGAAGAAUAUCCCACGAAUUACGAGUGACCGUCUCCUCAUCAAAGGAGCAAAGAUAGUCAACGAUGAUCAGUCAUUUUUGGCUGAUAUCUACAUGGAGGAUGGAGUCAUUAAGCAAAUCGGAGACAACCUUAUUGUUCCUGGGGGAGUUAAGAUCAUAGAGGCUCAUGGGAGAAUGGUGAUGCCGGGGGGCAUUGAUGUGCACACUCGCUUCCAGAUGCCCGACCGGGGCAUGGUGGCAGCAGAUGACUUCUACCAGGGCACCAGGGCAGCCCUGGCUGGAGGGACAACGAUGAUCAUUGACCAUGUGGUGCCGGAGCCUGGCGUUGGCCUGGUUGCAGCUUUCAAACAGUGGAGGGAGUGGGCUGACAGUAAGUCCUGCUGUGACUACUCUCUUCACAUUGACCUCACCGAGUGGAACAAAGGCACCCAGGAAGAGAUGGAGACACUGGUGAAGGAUCAUGGUGUCAACUCUUUCCUGGUCUAUUUGGCUUAUAAGGAUGUUUUCCAACUUUCUGACUCCCAGAUCUAUGAGGUGUUUAGUGUCAUCAGAGACCUUGGGGCCAUUGCACAGGUGCAUGCUGAGAAUGGAGACAUCAUCUUAGAGGAGCAGAGACGUAUCCUGGAGCUGGGGAUUACUGGUCCUGAAGGUCAUGUGCUCAGUCGCCCUGAGGAGGUGGAGGCUGAGGCAGUCAAUCGCUCCAUCACCAUAGCCAAUCAGACCAACUGUCCCCUCUACAUCACCAAGGUGAUGAGCAAGAGUGCUGCUGAUGUCAUCGCCCUCGCCAGGAAAAAGGGUGCUGUGGUUUAUGGAGAGCCAAUAUCUGCCAGCUUGGGUACAGACGGUACUCAUUACUGGAGCAAGAACUGGGCCAAGGCAGCAGCCUUUGUCACUUCUCCACCGCUCAGUCCUGAUCCCACCACCCCCGACUACCUCAACUCUCUGUUGUCAUGUGGAGACUUGCAGGUGACUGGUAGUGCUCACUGCACUUUUAACACCUCUCAGCGUGCAGUAGGCAAAGAUGACUUCACUCUAAUCCCAGAGGGCACCAACGGCACCGAGGAGAGGAUGUCAAUAAUCUGGGACAAAUGUGUUGUGACUGGUAAGAUGGAUGAGAACCAGUUUGUGGCUGUGACGAGCACAAACGCAGCCAAGAUCUUUAACCUGUUCCCUCGUAAGGGUCGCAUCGCUGUGGGCUCUGAUGCUGAUCUUGUGCUGUGGGACCCGGAUGUCACCAAGAUCAUCUCUGCCAAGAGCCACAACCUGGCUGUGGAGUAUAACAUCUUUGAGGGCACAGAGGUGCGUGGAGGUCCUGUGGUUGUGAUCAGUCAGGGUAAGAUCGUGUUAGAGGAGGGCAGCCUGCACACCACCGAGGGAUGUGGACGCUACAUCAGCCGUAAACCUUUCUCUGACCACGUGUACAAGAGGAUAAAGGCUCGCAGCAGGCUCACAGAGCUGCGAGGAGUCCCACGGGGCCAGUAUGAUGGCCCGGUGUGCGAGGUGACUGUGACUCCUAAGGUGAUGUCCACAGUCUCCUCAGUGAAGACUUCCCCUGCUAAGCAGCAGCAGCAGCAGCAGCAGUUCACUCACCAGCCGGUGCGCAACCUCCACCAAUCCGGCUUCAGUCUGUCUGGAGCCCAAAUUGAUGACAACGUUCCUCGUCGCACCACUCAGCGCAUCGUGGCGCCCCCCGGUGGAAAAGCCAACAUCACCAGCCUGGGCUAAGCUCUUUUUGAUAACUGAGCUGGGGGGAUGCAGGACAACUGGGGACCAGAGGCCACUUUUCCUGCUGUUACAUCACAUCUGGUCACCUCUGACUCCCCCUGCACCCCACAAGCACUCCCUCCAUCCAUUCUUACUCUCACACCACCACUUUGUCACCUCAUGAAAAAACCCUCGCUCCAUUUUUUUCAUCUUUCCUGCCAUAUUCCAUUUUGAAGGAAGAAUCAUGUGAAUUGAAGCAGAUUUUUUUUGCUGUUUAUGCCCAGUUUUAUUUUAAUGAAAUGGAUUUGUUUACAUUUUUGUAUAAUUGUCGCUGCAUAUGAAUGAGCUGUUUAUUUGCCCUCUUUGCUCAGAAAGUUUUAUGAGCGGGCAUUUGAGAGACUCCAUUUUUCUUAACGCAUUGUUCAUUUGUCAGAUAUAAGUUUGAAUGUGCUGGUGGUCCCUUUACUGUACCACCUUCAGUAAUCUUUGUUUUAACACUGCUACACUACAAGAUUGUUGUUUAAAUGUAGAAAUGUUACUAAAAACUCAUGAAACUUCAGAACUUAUGGUUUCCUCUUGUCAGAACAGCUCAAUUUAUCAGAAGUUUGCAGUAUCUUUUUUUGUGUCGGUAGUUUCUGCAGCUGAACAGUUCACCUCGGUCUUCCUUUUUAUGUUGUAGUUGCACUUUUUAAAGAUUGAUGUUUUAUGUUUUUGUCAUGAUCAAGUCAUGUUGGAAAGUGCUGAAAGGGAAAAAUGCUUUUAAGGGUUCUCAUUUUCACUCAUUUAGCUUAGCUUUGAAUAUGAUGGAAGAAAGCUUUCACGGAAAAAUGUCAAAGAAACACAAAGCUUUCAUUUCAUUCAUUAUUUUGUUUUUUUCUCAUAUCAUUAAAGAGGCUGUGAAGGCAACAAGCUUCUACUAAUCUGACAAGUGUAUAUUGUUACAAAAAAACAGACGAAGAAGAAGCUAGGUGGGCGUUUUGCCGACACCCUCUCUGCACCCGGUGCUAUGAGCAUUGCUGCACAUGUGCAGAUGAUGUCUAACUCCACAGCCAUCAUGUCACAUUUACCAAGUUUUGACACAAUUUGUUUUGCACCUGCAGCAAUCCAAACAUAAAAACAAAUGUAUGUAAGCUUGCAACUUUUUCUUUGUAAUGGAUAUAUCUGUAUGUUUUCAUUGAACUGAAAUACUUGCCUGCCUGUUCUGUAAGAUAUUGAUAGCACACUGUAUUUAUGAAGGCUCUUGAAAAGAAGUGAGACCAUGAUCUUUGAGACCUGAUGAAAAAUCUCUCGGUAUAUUAAUGAAACCCGUCACAGCGUGCUCAUGAUGUGUCCACUGUACUCGGUGUUAGUGUUGUGAAUGAACUACCAGAUAUCCAGUUUUUCUUCUCUUACCCUCCAACCCUGCACCCGCCCCGACACGAGAUACACUUGAGGAAGUAAAAGUCACCAAACAGACAGGUUUUCAGUUUCAACUGUGAAAUACUGGAUUCUUUCUUCCUCAUUGCCUUGUCAAGUGUAGGUUUUGUAUGACGAUAAUGUGAAGUGAUAAACAUACGGGGAAGUUUCUUGGUAAUGGUUAUUGAUUGUGAUGUUGAGCACUGUUGUUGCCCCUCUCCCAGCAGGUGUGAUACUCUCUCAGUCUGUAUGUUUUGUAGGAUAUCAGGGUUUUUUGGGGGGGAAA
Messenger RNA from Cheilinus undulatus (humphead wrasse), 3685 nucleotides. RefSeq names its product dihydropyrimidinase like 2a (gene dpysl2a). Lineage: Eukaryota; Metazoa; Chordata; Actinopteri; Labriformes; Labridae. Bases 283 to 2025 code for a protein of 580 amino acids. The transcript is spliced from 14 exons. Gene Ontology annotation, cellular component: cytoplasm; cytosol. The record is from RefSeq and is a predicted model, not a curated record. Gene Ontology annotation, molecular function: hydrolase activity, acting on carbon-nitrogen (but not peptide) bonds, in cyclic amides.